Messenger RNA from Ictalurus punctatus (channel catfish), 6518 nucleotides. Its product is annotated as arf-GAP with Rho-GAP domain, ANK repeat and PH domain-containing protein 1. The record is from RefSeq and is a predicted model, not a curated record. NCBI's taxonomy places the organism in Eukaryota, Metazoa, Chordata, Actinopteri, Siluriformes, Ictaluridae. Gene Ontology annotation, molecular function: protein binding; GTPase activator activity; phosphatidylinositol-3,4,5-trisphosphate binding. Bases 748 to 5586 code for a protein of 1612 amino acids. The transcript is spliced from 34 exons. Gene Ontology annotation, biological process: signal transduction; positive regulation of GTPase activity.
UUUACUUACUGACACACACACACACACACACACACACACACAGAGGCAGACUGGAGACCACAGCGAGGGGGAGAAAACACUAUGAUUAGAAAAAGAAAGGAGAAAAUGUCUGAGAGAGAGAUAGAGAGAGAGAAAUAGAGAGAGAUCAGAGAGAGAGACAGAUCAGAGGGAGAGAGAGAGAUAGAGAGAUCAGAGGGAGAGAGAGAGGGAGAGAUCAGAGAGAGAGAGAGAUCAGAGGGAGAGAGAGAUCAGAGAGAGAGAGAGAGAGAUCAGAGGGAGAGAGAGAGAUCAGAGAGAGAGAGAGAGAGAUCAGAGGGAGAGAGAGAGAGAUCAGAGGGAGAGAGAGAGAGAUCAGAGAGAGAUCAGAGAGAGAGAGAGAGAGAUCAGAGGGAGAGAGAGAGAGAUCAGACAGAGAGAGAGAGAGAGAGAGAUCAGAGAGAGAGAGAGAGAGAGAGAAUCAGAGAGAGAGAGAGAUCAUAGGGAGGCGACUCGCAGCCACAUGAUGCGGUUCAGAAAAGUCGUGCAAACAGUUUACUAAAGUAUAAAAAACAGGCGAGAGGGCUUACUGUGUGUGUGUGUGCGCCCGCGCGCGCGCUGUUGUUGUUGUUGUUGUUGUUGUUGUGUCAGCUGGAACCGGGAGACUCUUCAGCAGCAGUGUGUGAAGCGAUGAUUAUCUUCAGACGAUGACCUAAACUCAUCAUUGCUGGAAAAGAGACUCUGCGUUUUGUACAGUAUUAUUUGGAAGCCAUGUUGUCUCCCACAGCAGAAGUCUAUCAGACCGUUCAAGAGUGGCUCGGGGGGCUCCGCCUUGAGCAGUACGGUCCGGCCUUCCAGGAGGAGGGUCUCGGAACUGUGUGGGAAUGCAGGGAGCUGACUGCAUGUCAACUGGAGCGCUUGGGCGUGGCCUUGCCGGGCCACCGGAAGCGCAUCCUGGGGAGCCUGCAGAAGCUCUUCCUUUCAGAAGGCGGGAUUGGUAGAGAGGAUGAGGAGGAGGGGCAUAGGCCUGUUCCAAAGGAAAGGACAAAAUUCCGUGUGUCUGCAGGGACUGACUUGGAAGUGAACUGCUCACGAACUGCCGAACCACAAGAUCAGAAACAGAACUUAACCACUAAUAAUUCUGUGACCCACAAGAAAGGUCCGCCCCCAAUCCCACCUCGGGCGACUCAGAAUUGUCCUCCGGUACCGUUCUCGACUGUUUCCGUUACCGCGGCGAUGACCACUGGGGGCAUGUCUGUGACUCCUAGCAGUCUUCCAUCUGCAUCUAUGACCAAGGCGACUCAGCCGAGACCCGUGCCCACUCCAGUUCCUGUUCGGCUCCAGCCACGGAACGUGCCUCCUGCUACAAGACUGCAAACUGGAGAUCAGAAGCCAUCACCUGUCUCAAGAUCAUCUGUCUCACCAUCACCUGUCUCAAGAUCAUCUGUCUCACCAUCACCUGUCUCAAGAUCACUCGUCUCGAGAUCAUCCGUCUCACCCCCACCCGUCUCACCAUCACCUGUCUCAAGAUCAUCCAUCUCACCAUCACCUGUCUCAAGAUCAAUCGUCUCAAAGCCAGCCGUCUCACCACCACCCGUCUCACCAUCACCUGUCUCUCCAUCCUGUUCCUCAUCAUCAUCAUCAACAGAACAGUUCCACCUGUAUGAGCAGUGUUCUUCACCGGGUCAUGCUGAAUUGGGCGUUCCUCCUCUCCCUCCAAAGUCGUAUGCUGUAGUGACUCCCAGAGAGCCUAAAGUCACCCUGCCAGUCACGCCCCCCCGGAGACCCCCCGUACCGCCCCGCAGCACCACGGCAACCAGCAAUAAAGCCACACCGCUCCCCAGGAGCCUGACAGCGCUCAGCUCGUCUCCAGCAGAUGAUAUCUGUGGUCUGGACGCCACGGCCCAAAUAAAAACCCGUGUAGAAACGUCACAGCUAGCGGCCGUGUUAGCGCCCUGUCAGAGACGGUUGGACUCUGCAGGCAGUUCAGACAGCUAUGAGGAACUCGAAACGGCAAAGUGUACAGAGAGUGAUCCUAUAGAAAUGGCAGAUAAGAACAUGUUCCUGCCGCUUCCCAGUCUCCGUAAGUCUCGGCACAGCAGCCUGUACAGUGAUGAUGAGCUCCUGGAUGAAGAAGAUGAGUCUGUGAUGGAAAAUAACUCUCUCAGGAGGCACUCGUGGAUCGAGGAUUAUGGCCGACUCUCCGGCAGCCAGAACAGCAUCUACCUGCCCAUCACUGCUCCACCUCCCAAAGACGACUCCACCCCCCAACUCACGCCGGUCAUCAAAAUGGGCUGGCUGGACAAGAACCCUCCACAGGGGUCCCUGAUCUAUCAGAGGCGUUGGGUCAAAGUGGACGCUGAUUACCUGCGAUACUUCGACAAUGACAAGGAUGUCUAUUCGAAGCGGAUCAUACCGACGUCCUCCAUCACAACAGUGGCCGGUGUGGGAGAUCAGAAGUUUGAGGUGGUCACUAAUAAUCGCACCUUUCUGUUCCGGGCCGAGAGCGACUCGGAGAGGAAUGAUUGGGUGACGGUGCUACAGGACAUCAUCAGUUCAUCUCGCCUGAAGCCGAACUCUGAGUUGACCCUUAACCCCUGUGUGACCUCAGAGAUGAAAGGUUACCUGGAGCUCCGGGGCCUGCGCUCUAAACUCUACACCAUAGUGUGUGGAGACAAGGUGUUCCUUUACAAAAACGCUGAGGAUUAUAAGCUGGGUAUUGGGAUCACGUCUAUAGAUAUGAAUGUAGGGAAUGUGAAGGACAUGGACAGAAGAGCGUUUGACCUGACCACACCUUACCGCAUAUUCAGUUUUGUGGCAGAAACUGACCAAUUGAAGGACCAGUGGGUGGAGGCAAUGAGGAACUCCAUCGCAGAGGCUCUGUCUAACUAUGAGGUUGCGGAGAAGAUAUGGGCAGAGCCAGCUAAUCAGAAAUGUGCUGACUGUAGCGCCACCAAACCCGAGUGGGCAGCUAUUAAUCUGGGCGUGGUCUUCUGCAAGCGCUGUGCAGGACAACACCGCAGUCUUGGUCCCAGCAUAUCAAAAGUACGGAGCCUCAAAAUGGACAGAAAGGUGUGGACAGAUGAUUUAAUACAGCUCUUCCUUGAGCUAGGCAACGAGCGCGCCAAUCAGUUUUGGGCAGCUAAUAUCCCGCCCAGCGAGGCCCUGACUUCGCUCAGCAGCAGCGACGCGCGCCGACGUUUUAUCUCGGCUAAAUACCGUGAGGGAAAAUACCGCCGCUACCACCCACUGUUCGGCAACCAGCAAGAGCUCAACAACGCGUUGUGUAUUAACGUGCAGUCUAACGAUGUGUGCGAGACUCUCGCCCUCGUCUUCUGCGGUGCCGAUGUGAACUGUGACACGGGUAACCCAGAAUUCCCCAGUCCCAUCACCCUGGCCCUGCACCACGGCCAGAAUCUGCAGGUGGAAUUCCUCACUCAGAACCGCAACAUAGAGAUUCCGAGGUCAGAGGUCAAACUGGCCAUGCACACAGAGCACUACAUGGCCCCGCCUUCCAUUACACACAACGGCUUCCUUUUUAAGACCGCCUCUAUGGCGCGACCAAUCACAGAGCGGAAGAGUAAGGAAGAGUUCAGUAGGAGGUGGUGUGUGCUGAAUGAUGGACAUUUUAAUUAUUAUGAAAGUGAUAAAAACGCGACGCCAAACGGAGGACUGAAGAUGAAAGAGAUCGUCUGUCUGGCUGUCAGUCCCCCCGAGACACACGGGUACGAUCACUCUUUUGAGAUUUAUUCAGAUGCAGAGCGUCUCUACCUGUUUGGGACAGACAAUCCCGACUCCAUGAAGGAAUGGGUCAAGUCCAUCGCCAAGUCGUUCAUCCCAGCAUGUGCUGAAGACCUGCUGCAGAAGGAUUUUGAGCGGCUCGGGCGUCUGCGCUAUAAAGACCCUCUAAACCUGGAGAGCUGGAGGCUGGGCUGGUUCUGUCUCGAAGCGUCCACGCUGCACGUGUGUUUGGAAGACAGUCAGAGCCGCGAGAGCAUCCAGCUUCAGAAACUUCUGGAACUCUCGAGGGAUAAUGAAGUUCUGGUGCUCGUGGAGCGGGGCAGGACUCUGUACAUUGAGGGAGAGAGGAAGUUGGAUUUUCAUGGCUGGGCGUCAGCCAUCCAGAGGGCUGCUGGGAGUUCAGGAGAUACGCUGAGUCAACAGCAACUCACUGAGGCUGAUAUACCGCUCAUAGUGGAGCGCUGUAUACAUUACGUCACGCAGUAUGGCCUCGCGUCAGAAGGUAUUUACCGUAAGAGCGGAGUGAACAGUAGGAUCGCCUCCCUGCUGGACACCUUCAAGAACGAUGCUCGCUCCGUGUGGCUUAAAGAGGGAGAGCACCAAGUGGACGACGUGUCCAACGUCCUCAAGAGGUUCUUCAGGGACAUCGAAGAGGGACUGUUUGGUCCACAAUCACACAACUGGCUCAGCACUACGGCUCUUUCAGAUGAAAGCAGGAAGAUCUCUCAGUAUCAACUUCUUUUUGAAAAUCUGCCUCAAGUUAACAAAGCCACACUACGCACACUGGUCAAUCACUUAUUCUGCGUGCAGCGGUUUUCAGAACUCAACCAAAUGAACCUCCAUAACCUGGCAAUAGUUUUUGGGCCGACGCUUUUCCAGACAGACGGUCAAGACUACAAUGCAGGACGUGUAGUGGAGGACCUCAUACAGCACUACAUCACCAUUUUCAGCGUUAAUGAACAGCAGUUAAAGAGACAGCUUGAUGAGAUCACCUACAUCAUUAAGUUACGAGAUAACCUCAACCCUAAAACAGGACCGGCCAGUGGAGAUUUUAUCUGCACAGUAUAUCUGGAGGAGAAGAAGGAGACAGCUGAGCAGCAUGUGAAGAUCCCGGCCACGAUGACGGCGGCUGAGCUGGUCUUCGAGAUCCUGGACCGCAGGAAGAUCAGCAUCAAGGAGAAGGACUACUGGUGCUGCUUCGAGGUCAAUGAGAAAGAGGAGACGGAGCGUCCUCUGCACUAUCAGGAGCGAGUGUUGCCGAUCCUGCACAGUUUGGGGACAGACAGUAACCUGGUCAUCAAAAAGCACUAUGCCAUGGAGGCCAUGCUCAUCUACCUGGCCAGUAAAGUGGAUGUGACUAAACAUGGCAUGCUGAAGUUUAGAGAGGAGCGCAGUCUGCUUGGUCUGAGUACAGGAAGCUUCAAUGAUCGAUACUUCAUGCUCAACCAGAACUCACUACGACUCUACAAAGACGUCCGGAGUAAUCGGGCGGAGAAGGAGUGGCCUGUGAAGUGUCUGAAAGUCUAUCAGGGGAUAAAGAAGAAGCUCCGCCCCCCGACAUGUUGGGGACUGACCGUGGUGUAUGAAAGUGAGAAGCCUGAGAAACAGGAGAGACAGCAGUGGUAUCUGUGCUGUGACACUCAGACAGAGAUGAGGGAGUGGCUUGCUACGUUUCUCAGCAUACAGCAUGCGGGUCUCCUGUGGCCGGCGGAGUGGUUGAAGUCGCGUCCUGUCCCUCGUUCCUCUCCUCCGCUGGAUUCUCGUCUCGGUAGUGUGUCGCUAAUUCCUCUGCGUGGUACUGAGAGUGAGAUGAGGAACAGCGUGGCUGCUUUCUCCGCCGAUUCCCUCGCCCUGUUAAGAAACCUAUGACAAUGAAGUGAUGAUGUCUGAGAAGAUUCCAGAACACUUGUACCAAUCAGCUGGAUUCAGUCUUAACGUGCUAGAUGGAUACUGCUAUCGAUGUUAAUCCCUCACGUGAUCUUCUGGAAAGUUCUCCCAGCUGUUUUUAGACUUUGUAGACUUUUAAACCCUGAACCCCCGUAAUUCACGUCACUUCCUGCAGCUGCACUGUGGGACAGCCAAUCACAAGUCCUUCUGGAAAGUUCUUCUGGAUAUCGUAAGUGUUCGUCGGAUCAACGUAAAGUUCUGAGAAGGUUUUCUGGAUCAGUAAAGCGUCGACUGUAGACUGCAUCGUGCCGUGUUCGAGAGAGAAACCGGUUCUUACACCACUUUGAACUUCAAUCACGUUUAACUCUGCAGUCUGGACACAAUUCUACUGAAGUUAGUUUAAUACACAAUAAAACACUCGAUAGCUGGUCAAGAUGUUCGGAAUUAUUAAUAUCAUAUUAACACUCUCUCUCUCUCUCUCUCUCUCUCUCUCUCUCUCUCUCUCUCUCUCUCUCUCUCUCUCUCUUCCUGUACUACCGUCUCUCCAGAUUAACCUUCUGAUUAUUAAAUUAUUUAUUUUAAUUUUCCUUUGUUCUGUCAUUCACAAUAUAUUUCCUAAAAUCAUGUGUUCUGAGAAACUGUGUGUUGAGUUUGUAUGUAAACAAAUCAGAUGUUUCUCUUUCACAUUCCUUCACUUUUGUUUCCUUCAUGUGUUUGUAUUGUAUUGUAUUGUAUUGUAUUGUACCGGACUGUUACAGAAUGUGUAAUUAGCUUAUAAUUAAUGUACAUUGAUUUAAUUAAAAGUUAUUAUUUAGUCUUAUACGUCUUGAAAAAAUGGAAUGAAAGAAUGAGUGCACUGUGUAUAAUUUCUAAAAUUCAAUCACUUCUUGAAAAAUAAAGACCUUCCUGGCAGA